Messenger RNA from Penicillium brasilianum, 1153 nucleotides. NCBI's taxonomy places the organism in Eukaryota, Fungi, Ascomycota, Eurotiomycetes, Eurotiales, Aspergillaceae. The record is from the annotation of a GenBank genome assembly.
CCACGGCCGUCAGUCCACCAGCUCAAAAGCAACCCCGACCAUCCAGGGCGCUCUCAAUUCCUAUCAAUAAGCUUACCGCAAUGACUCAAGCAAGUGCCACAGCUCUCGCUGUCGCCAUGAUGGGCGCUGGCUACCUCUGCGCGCUCUGCUCCACACCUCCCAACCCAUCCCCCGACCGUAAAGACCGACACCAAACAGAUCGAAUCAGCUUCAUCGCAGGCUCGGGGACAACGAUCCUCCGUCGUAUCGCCGUCACUGCCAUCACAUACCAUGCCCUCCUCACCGCACUACCAUUUUACGCGCCCCAGCGAAUGGCGCAGGUGUGUCCGCGAUCGCACAAUCUCAACCCGGAGCUGUUCUCGUGGAGCGUCCCCGCGAUCGCGGGCAUCGUGCUGAUAUGCCUCGGGGCAUACAUCCGCCUCGCUGCGUACGGCAGACUCAGUCGCAACUUCACAUUUCAUCUCGCGGCCCCAGAUCACUUGGUGACGAGUGGUGUCUACGGUUGGAUGCAACAUCCGAGUUACACCGGGCUGGUGGUGAUUGGGUUUGGUGUCGUGUCGUUGUUUUUUCGAUGGGAUGCGGUGCCCGCGUGUUGGAUUUCCGAGACCAUGCUGGCCCGAUGGUCCGGGUGGGGGUUGGGUGUGCUCGGGACAUAUAUCUCGGGUGCAAGUUGCGUGCUGUUCAUGAGGGUGAAGGAUGAGGAGGAAAUGCUGAAAGGGAAAUUUGGAAAGGAGUGGGAGGAGUGGCAUCGGUCGACGAAGCGGUUUAUUCCCGGGAUUUUGUGAGGGUAUUUCUUAAUAUACAUCUUCUCUUGCACAGUGACAACACCUGAAAAUAACCCCAAUUGAUGAAUGUGCUCAUUGUGCAUGACACCCUUGGUCUCGCGCCGUCUCCAAGCUCAUAUCGUGCACCUGCUAUUCGAUGAUGAGACAGGGAACUGAUGCCUCCAUGCUUAUUUCUCGUGGAUGGCGGGCACCUCCUCGUGCGUGUGCACAUUAUUCAACGCAUCAAUAGUGACAUCAACACGGGGACCGGUAAAGUUCUUGCGUCCAUCGAUGAACCACUGGAAAACAGAGAUGAUAAUGAUAACCGCGAAUGCAGCAACAGCGUAGUCUGGAGAGUGGAUUAAUCUCACACUUUGGUACGGAGGGAA